This is a messenger RNA of Triplophysa rosa, 2567 nucleotides long. It is a transcript of the gene mylk2, whose product is annotated as myosin light chain kinase 2. Gene Ontology annotation, molecular function: protein serine/threonine kinase activity; ATP binding. The transcript is spliced from 15 exons. Gene Ontology annotation, biological process: positive regulation of apoptotic process; intracellular signal transduction; protein phosphorylation. Gene Ontology annotation, cellular component: nucleus; cytoplasm. Lineage: Eukaryota; Metazoa; Chordata; Actinopteri; Cypriniformes; Nemacheilidae. The coding region runs from base 65 to 2248 and encodes 727 amino acids. The record is from RefSeq and is a predicted model, not a curated record.
GAGCUCAGGAAGAGGUUGCCCCUUAUGCGGGACCUGUGCCCAGCCCAGCACGCUGCAGGAGGCCAUGACCCGCCAGCUGUCAGCUCAAGGCAGACUCCUGGAUUCUUUGGAAAGGAAAGUCCUGGAAAUGAGAACAGCUCUGGAGGACCUGGCAUGCGGUCUAGAAGACAGACUGUGUGUGUCUGUGCCUUUGGUGGCUCUACAGAGAAGGAAGUCACUGCCUGUCCGAACCUCUAUGGAGGAAGUCUAUGUUCGCUUGGACACACCUAGAGAGCGUAAAAUAGUGUCCCAAGCCCUUAACGUGGCCUCAGAGAAAGGCAUAUUACUAGAGGUAAAUGAAAACAAUGGAAUUAGAAGUGAGGACCAUCUAACUGAAAAAGAUUCAUCAGAAGUCAAAAUUCAGCAUGAAGUUAAAUUACAAAACAAAGGAGAAAAAGAAAAAUCCAUUGUAACCUCCAAGUCACAUAAUCUGCAGCAAACACAGAAUAUCAUUAAAAUGGAAAAUAAGAAUAAUAUCAAGACACCUGUCGUUGCUCCUGAAUCUAUGGUGUCCCAGAGGUUGGUCGCUCCAAGGAGUCCUUCACCAAAGCCAGAAGUCCAAAACGAGAAGGAAGUUCCAACACCAAACAGUAAAGUAACCAAGAUGACAACAACUUCUGCUCAUAUGACAAAAGCAGUGGCUUCGUCUGACACAAUCGUGCCGAAACAUACUGGAACAGUAAAUAAAAUUCAGCCACAAAAUCCUAAUGUACCAAAGAAAACUGAACCAGUUUCUCCUCCAACAACAAAAAUGGCAUCAGGUACCAACACACUGGUACCCAACAUUUCUCCUAAGCUGACUUCGCCAGCAAAUCUUGUUCCUCCCGCACAGAGCUUUGGCACAUUAUCAGAAAAUAAACCAACAAAAAAAAUAGAAGAAGAUUCAACACUGUUUCCACCAAGCCACAAACCACCAAAAACAAUGGGUUUAACUGUUACCACGGCAACAAAGGAAGCUUCUUUUCUUAGACAAGUGCAGAGCUGUCCCAACUCUUUGCAAAGAUUGCAGAUUACUGCUGGUAAAAAAGAUCCACCCCUCACAUCACCUUUAGAAAAGAGAAGGCCCGGAUCAUCUGAUUCGAAGCAUGUAGCUGGUGGAAUACAGAUUAAAAUAAACCCAGCUGUAGACAAACCUCCAGCUCAGGCGAAAGUCAACAAUCCCCCUAAAACCUGUCUUAAAAUGAUAGAUGAUGUUCCAUCUCAGCCGGCACCUUUCUCUCACCGGUUUGUUGCAUUAAAGUCAAACCCUCCACCCUGUGACACCUUCAGUAUCCACACUAGAGAAGUUCUGGGAGGUGGCCGCUUUGGCAAGGUGCACAAAUGUACAGAGAAUAAGACGGGGAUGAGGCUUGCUGCUAAAAUUAUCAACACAAGAAAUGCCAAAGAAAGAGACAUGGCACUGAAUGAGAUCCUGGUCAUGAACCAGCUCAGCCACCCCAACAUUCUUCAACUCUACGAAGCUUUUGAGGUCAAGAAUCAAGUCGUGCUGAUAUUGGAGUUUGUGGAGGGGGGUGAGCUGUUUGAAAGAAUCGUGGAUGAGAGCUGCCCGCUGACUGAGGUGGAUGCCAUGGUCUUUGUGAAACAGAUCUGUGAGGGACUCCAGUACAUGCAUCAGAUGUACGUCCUUCACCUGGACCUUAAGCCAGAAAACAUCCUUCUUAUUAAUCACUCUAGCCAUCAGGUGAAGAUUAUUGACUUUGGACUUGCCAGAAGAUACAAACCUAGAGAAAAGCUCAAGGUUUCUUUUGGAACACCUGAAUUUUUGGCUCCAGAGGUGGUGAACUUUGAUUUUGUCUCGUUUCCUACAGACAUGUGGACUUUGGGCGUCGUCACAUAUAUGCUGUUAAGUGGCCUUUCUCCUUUUCUGGGUGAUGAUGACAGCCAGACCCUCAACAAUGUGCUCAUGUGCAACUGGUACUUUGAUGAGGAUGCGUUCGAGCAUGUCUCUGCAGAGGCUCGAGACUUUGUGUCCAACCUGUUGAUCCGAGAGAGAAGUGGUCGUCUGAGCGCUGCCCAGUGUCUCAAGCAUCCGUGGCUCAACAACAUCUCAGAAAAAGCAAAGAGCAGCAACAUAGUGCUCAAGUCGCAGGUUCUCCUUAAGAAGUACAUGGCCAGACGAAUGUGGAAGAAAAACUACAUAGCCAUUGCUGCAGCCAACAGGUUUAAGAAGAUUGGAAGUUCAGGUUCCCUGACGUCGCUUGCAAUCUGAGUGUUCUUCUUAGUACAGAAAACAGUUUUUGCUUCUGUGAUAUGCAGAUCAUGCCUUUGUAAAUGUUCUGUGACUUUGUCUAUGUGCCAUUUUAACCCAUUCAACCACAUUGAUUAAACAGAACUGAUUAUAUUAUGCACAAGCAAACUGUUACAUUCAGCAUGUAUUUAUCUUUAGACACAUACUGUAUAUCUCUUGUGCUUGUUGGCAUGAGCCACAAAUUUCUUUUGUUUUCUGCAGGAAAACAUUUUCACAUGUAAUUCAGACAGAAAGAACUGAGUGAGGAUCAGUGUUGGGUGUAACUAGUUACUAAGUCAUU